Messenger RNA from Triplophysa rosa, 2967 nucleotides. RefSeq names its product solute carrier family 30 member 1a (gene slc30a1a). Gene Ontology annotation, molecular function: calcium channel inhibitor activity; zinc ion transmembrane transporter activity. Bases 197 to 1690 code for a protein of 497 amino acids. Gene Ontology annotation, biological process: zinc ion transmembrane transport; detoxification of zinc ion; intracellular zinc ion homeostasis. The transcript is spliced from 2 exons. Gene Ontology annotation, cellular component: Golgi apparatus; endoplasmic reticulum; membrane. Lineage: Eukaryota; Metazoa; Chordata; Actinopteri; Cypriniformes; Nemacheilidae. The record is from RefSeq and is a predicted model, not a curated record.
CCGGUCCGAGUGCAAAGUUUCAGCCGUCUGCAGACGAGCAGCAUCGUCGGGGUAUUAAAACCGGACCGGUCCCAGUCUCGCGACACACGAGGAUCAACCCAGCGGUCGGAACGAGUCCAGUGAUGGGAUAUUAACAAGGAAGGGUGCCGUGUAUAGAGAACCCUUUGUUGUUUUGUGUUCGGAUCACGGAGAAAUCAUGGCCUGCGCGCCGAACCGGGCCCGCCUGCUCUGUAUGCUAUCGCUCACCUUCGGCUUUUUCAUCGUGGAGGUUGUGGUCAGCCGGCUCACGUCGUCCCUUGCGAUGCUGUCGGACUCUUUUCAUAUGCUGUCGGACGUGAUCGCGCUGGUCGUGGCGCUGGUAGCGGUGCGCUUCGCCGAAAAGACCGAGUCCACCAACAAGAACACGUUCGGCUGGAUCCGGGCCGAGGUGAUGGGCGCGCUGGUAAACGCCGUCUUCCUCACCGCGCUCUGUUUCACCAUCAUCCUGGAGGCCAUCGAGCGCUUUACCGGGCCCCAAGAGAUCGAGAAGCCCGUGGUGGUGAUCGGGGUGGGCGCCGCGGGGCUGCUGGUCAACCUUCUCGGGCUCUGUCUCUUUCACGGACACGGCGGAGGCGGCGGACAUGGCCAUUCCCACGGUGGACACAGCCACGGGGAACACAAAAAACACAAACAUGGAAAAGCCCGCAGGUCCGAGAAGCUGGAAGACUGUCAUUCCGCGGGAGAAGAGACCAAUAAUCUGGUCGGGAAUCACAAUUGCAGCCCAAACGGCGUUAAUCCGGAGCGGAGGACACCCGAGGUAUGUCAUAGCCACAGCCCGGAUUUGCAGAUCAACGGCAGCGCUCCGUACGAAGACCUCAGCCAGGACACCGCCUCCCAGCUCAACAUGCGCGGCGUUUUCCUGCACGUCCUGGGCGACGCUCUCGGCUCGGUGAUCGUGGUGGUCAACUCCCUCAUCUUCACCUUCGUGUGGAAGCCGUGCGAGCCCGGCGUGCCCUGUGAGAACCCUUGUGCCGGUUCACAUUGUACGGACCACUUGCUCGCCGAGAACACCAGCAGUCUGGGAACCAAUCACACAAACGUAGCAGGGCCCUGCUGGGUGCUUUAUCUAGACCCCACCCUUUGCGUCAUCAUGGUCUGCAUCCUCAUGUACACCACGUACCCACUGCUGAAGGAGUCCGCGCUCAUCCUGCUGCAGACCGUGCCCAAGCAAAUCGACAUGCAUCAGCUCAACGUCCGCCUGCGUGACCUGGAGGGCAUCCUGGCGGUGCACGAGCUGCACAUCUGGCAGCUGGCAGGCAGCCGCAUUAUCGCUACUGCCCACAUCAAAUGCCAUGACCCCACCUCCUACAUGGACGUAGCCAAGCGCAUCAAGGACUUUUUCCACAACGAGGGCAUCCACGCCACCACCAUUCAGCCAGAGUUCGUCACCAUGAACUCGGAGUCUCGCGCCUCACUCUGCGAGCUAUCCUGCAGGACGCAGUGCGCCCCGAAGCUGUGCUGCGGCGCUGUGGAUAGCACAAAGCAACUCGGCGAAGCAUCGGAGCAAAGGAAUGCCACCGAGUCCAAAACCCCAACGGCGACCUCCGUUUCUGCCACAACGUCUCUGGAGAUUAUCAGCGAGUCUGUGGAGAACACAAUCAGGCCUGAAGCUGAGGCGAUGAUCACCAGAGAUAUGGAGUCAUCUUUGUGAGACAGUUUAUUGUCUCGGUUAGGGGUGCCGUGAUAGACUUGUUUCUACUGUGCUGUGAGAAGACCUGAGCCCAAACACACUCAUUCAUGAUCACAUACACCUCACAAACAUAAAGACACUGUCAAUAGGCUGGAGAGGAAGGCCUUCUGCAUGUGUGUUUACUGCAUCGUCUGAUUGGUUUGUCCGUGCAAAAGCUUGUCUGUACACACGGCGUCAGACGCUCACUUCUUUCCUGUGGAUGUAAUGCAACAACAUGCAAUUUUAAAGUCCAGCUCUCGGACCAAGUAGAAAUGCCUGGACCAGUAUUUAUCUCAUUCUAUUGUUUCUUUUCUUAGUCGUCAUAAUAAGCCUUUCCAUUUUGUGUGAGAUGUAAUAAUUUAUGUAUUUAAGUUAUUGGAAAUGAGAUUUUUUUUCAAUAUUCUUUUUUUGGUAAUAUUCUGGUAAUUCUUUUAUUUUGCCUCUCUCAGAACGAAUGAUCUAUGCUUUAACCCAAGAGUAUUUUUACAUGUGACGGUCUUUCACCGUCUUUCACUCUUUUAGACGAUCUGUUUUAGUAGACAUCAGAAAACGUGUCAACAGUAUUUCGCCAUGCCUAUAAUUCAAACUGCUGUGUUUUAGCACUGAACCUAGUCAGUGUAGGAGCUAGACAACCCUCUAUUGUUGUUUUUAUAUGAACUGAUGCCUUUUGUGUUCUGUUGUUCUGUCAAUCAAAACAAGAGGUGAAAAUUCUGUCAAACAUUUCUAUAACUGCAGGGGGUCAACGAGGUUUCGUUCACGCUGUUGUUAAAGUGCAGGGACCUCCUCGGAUUUGUGGCGAAUGCUCACGUGGCGACUGUGCAUGACCAAAUAUAAUUGUUCUAAGAAUGAAAGCUUUGAUGGAGAAACCAAGCAACUUUUGUAAACCAUAAGACAAGGGAGUUUGUUUUUGACAUAGGUAAUGGGCGUUCCUUUAGGGUGUCGCACAAUCUUCUCAGUGGCCUUUAUUGGAAAAACUGCGGAAUUUUAACUCUUCACUACACUAUUUAUUUCUGCAAACUUUAGCAUUUGGUAAAACAUGGGAGAAAAUAUGCAAUUUUUGAAACACAUGGAAAUGGACUUUAUUAUUUUGGUUGUUUAGUCACUUUCUUAGAAAUAUCUAGGUGAAAUGUAAGCUUACACUAUAUAUGUGCAAACAGAGGGGACUUCAAAUGUACUAUGCCAGCUGAAAUGUUUUUGAUAUAUUCCUGUCAAAUGUGUCCUUGUGAAUUAAACAUGCUUGUUUGGUACUAUUCAACUCA